AUGGGCAAAGUACUGUUAGUGACGGCUCUGGCCCUGCUGCUGCAUGCACAGCUUGGCUCAUCCUUCAUACUAUCAUGCUACUUCACAAACUGGGCACAGUACAGACCACCACCCACCAUUUACAUGCCCACUGACAUCGACCCAUGCCUGUGUACCCAUCUUCUGUAUGCCUUUGCCACCAUUAAGAACGGUCGUCUGGCCACCUUUGAGUGGAAUGAUGUGGAGCUUUACAGUCAGUUCAACGCUCUGAAGAAUAAGAAUGGCAACCUGAAGACUCUCCUGUCAGUUGGAGGAUGGAACUUUGGCUCUGCAGGUUUCCACCAAAUGGUAUCAAACCCUGGCAACCGUCAGACUUUCAUCAACUCUGUCAUUUCAUUCCUGAGGAUGUAUGAGUUUGAUGGGCUUGACAUUGACUGGGAGUAUCCAGCCAACAGGGGAAGCCCCCCUGAGGAUCAGGAGUACUACUCUGUUUUCCUGGAGGAAUUGAGAGCUGCCUUUGAGAAUGAGGCCAAAAAGACCAACAGAGCUCGUCUUCUGAUGUCUGCUGCUGUGUCGGCUGGAAAGGAUACCAUUGAUUCUGCUUAUCAAAUCCCUAAGCUUGGCCAGUCCCUGGAUAUGAUCAAUGUCAUGACCUACGACUUCCACGGCUCUUGGGACCCAAUGACUGGCGAGUGCAGUCCCCUGUUCAGAGGCCCAGAGGACCAGGGUGGCUUUAUCUAUUUCAAUGUGGACUAUGCCAUGAACUACUGGAAGAGCCAGGGUGCCCCAGCUGAGAAGCUGAUUGUGGGUUUCCCCACGUACGGUAACACAUUCACUCUCAGAAACCCUGCUAAUCAUGGUGUUGGAGCACCUAUUGCUGGUGCUGGAACUCCUGGAAAGUACACACAGGAGGCUGGAGAACUCGCCUACUUUGAGAUCUGCGGCUUUUUGAAAGAUGGAGCCACUGAGGUUUGGAACCAGGCCCAGGAUGUGCCUUAUGCCUACAAGGGAAACCAGUGGGUGGGAUAUGACAACGUCAAGAGCUUCCAGAUGAAGGUUGACUGGCUGAAAAAGAGCAACUUUGGAGGUGCCAUGGUGUGGACCAUUGACAUGGAUGACUAUAUGGGUACUUUCUGUAACCAGGGAAAAUACCCCCUGAUUAAUGUUCUGAAGAAGGGCCUCAAUCUGGAGCAAGCAUCCUGUGCACCUCCUGCCACUCCCCUUCCUCCAAUCGCAGGAGUGAGCACCACAGCUGGAAGCAGCUCUGGUGGUGGAUCCAGUGGUGGUGGAUCCAGUGGUGGUGGCUCCUCCGGUGGCGACUCUGGCACCAGUGGCAUGGACAGUGGGUUCUGUGCUGGAAAGACUAACGGCAUGUACCCUAACCCCAAAAACAAGAACCAGUUCUACAACUGCAGUAGUGGCAAGACCUACUUUGAGCACUGCGCUGCUGGUCUGGUCUUUGACAGUUCCUGUUCUUGUUGCAACUGGGCCUAAAGCUUAGGUCUGGAUGACUCUGUUUUACAUUUGUUUUUCUUUUAGUUAGGCUCUCUACGCUGUAUACAAAGCCCUUCCUUCCAGAGUGGAUGUUGAACAAUGUAAAACCUGAGGCUGUCCUCUUGAGUUGUUGA
This is a messenger RNA of Sphaeramia orbicularis (orbiculate cardinalfish), 1607 nucleotides long. RefSeq names its product acidic mammalian chitinase-like. Gene Ontology annotation, molecular function: hydrolase activity, hydrolyzing O-glycosyl compounds; chitin binding. The transcript has 11 exons. Gene Ontology annotation, biological process: carbohydrate metabolic process. Gene Ontology annotation, cellular component: extracellular region. Lineage: Eukaryota; Metazoa; Chordata; Actinopteri; Kurtiformes; Apogonidae. The record is from RefSeq and is a predicted model, not a curated record. Bases 1 to 1473 code for a protein of 490 amino acids.